This is a messenger RNA of Pochonia chlamydosporia 170, 1371 nucleotides long. RefSeq names its product amidohydrolase family domain-containing protein. Gene Ontology annotation, biological process: guanine metabolic process. Gene Ontology annotation, molecular function: guanine deaminase activity; zinc ion binding. The transcript has a single exon. The record is from RefSeq and is a predicted model, not a curated record. Gene Ontology annotation, cellular component: cytosol. Bases 1 to 1371 code for a protein of 456 amino acids. NCBI's taxonomy places the organism in Eukaryota, Fungi, Ascomycota, Sordariomycetes, Hypocreales, Clavicipitaceae.
AUGGCUACAGCGGACCGAUCUCACGCCUUCCACGGCAUCAUCAUCCACUCCACCUCCCUCCACAGUCUGACCAUCCUCGAGAAUGCGCUGCUCGUCGUCAACCCCUCUGGCCAAAUAGCCUCGCUCGAAGCUAGCAUCCCUCCUGACCAAGUCCCAACCAAGCUCGCCUCGCUCAACCCCAGACCCGGGUGUCCCGUCACAUACAUGCCUCGUGGGCAGUUCCUCAUCCCUGGCUUCGUGGACACGCACCACCACGCACCGCAAUGGCUUCACCGCGGCCAGGGACAGGGCCUCCACAUUCUCGAGUGGUUGGACCAAGUUGCCUUUCCGAACGAGGCGCGAUUCCAGGACGCCUCCCACGCGGAGAGAGUCUACAGUGACGUCGUGUGCGGGAUGCUGCGCCAGGGCGUAACAACAGCGAGUUACUAUGGCUCCAAACACGGUGAGGCUACCAAGAUUCUCGCGGAUAUCUGUCUAUCACGAGGGCAAAGAGCUCUCGUCGGGAAGUGUAAUAUGAGUAGAAAUGCACCAGACUACUACCGUGACAAGGAUGAGGAUGAAUCUCUGCAAGUCACGCUCGAUUGUAUAAAUCACAUCAAAACAAUCGAUCCAAGAGGCGAACUGGUGCGACAUGUGUUGACGCCACGAUUCGCAAUCUGCUGUGAGGCCAAACUUCUUUCUGGGCUGGGCGAUAUCGCCAAGAAGUAUCCCGAUAUGCCUAUCCAGACACACUUCAACGAGUCGGAGCAAGAAAAGAACGCAACGCUCACGCUCUUCCCGGAAUUCACAAACGAGGCAGACCUCUACCAGCACUUCGGGCUGCUAAACGAGCGAUCUAUCCUCGCUCACUGCACCAUCAUGACGGACUACGAAACCAAGCGGCUAGCCCAACUGAAAUGCGGCGUUGCGCAUUGUCCUACCGCGAACAUGACCAUUGGAGGAGGCUUCAUGGCUGCGCCCGUCAAGGAAUUUCUACGCAACGGCAUCAAAGUUGGCUUGGGCACCGAUUCCGGCGGCGGGUACUCGAGCUCUAUGCUCAAUGCCAUGCAGCACAGCCUCGUGGCGUCCUUUGCGCGAGACUAUCUCGAUACGAGAGACGGGAGGGCGGCCGUGUCGUUUGAGGAGGUUUUUCACAUGGCGACCCUGGGAGGCGCCCAGGUCGUCGGGUUUGAUGCCGAGGUUGGCAAUUUUGAACAGGGCAAGGAGUUUGAUGCGUUGGUGGUGGAUGUGACGAGGGAGGCGGGCGGUGUUAAUGCGCCGCUGGAGGAUGAUGAUUCUGUGAGGACAAUAUUGGAAAAGUUUGUCAUGACGGGGGAUGAUAGGAAUAUAAGAAGUGUGUUUGUCAAGGGAAGAAGGGUACAUGGCGUGUGA